This is a messenger RNA of Candida albicans SC5314, 1287 nucleotides long. It is a transcript of the gene KIN3, whose product is annotated as serine/threonine protein kinase. The transcript has a single exon. Gene Ontology annotation, cellular component: cytoplasm; nucleus; centrosome. Gene Ontology annotation, molecular function: ATP binding; protein kinase activity. The record is from RefSeq and is a predicted model, not a curated record. Bases 1 to 1287 code for a protein of 428 amino acids. Gene Ontology annotation, biological process: protein phosphorylation; chromosome segregation. Lineage: Eukaryota; Fungi; Ascomycota; Pichiomycetes; Serinales; Debaryomycetaceae.
AUGUCGAUUAUCGAUGAAUAUGAAUCUCUUGAGGUUAUUGGGAAAGGAUCGUUUGGUACUGUACGACGAGUGCGUCAUAAAGAUGGCCAGAUACUAGUUCGAAAAGAAAUUGAGUAUACUUCCAUGACGAGUCAGGAAAGAAACCACAUUAUAUCUGAAUUGAGGAUCCUUAGAGAGUUGGAUCAUCCACAUAUUGUCAAAUACUAUCGACAUGAUCAUAUACCAGAAAAGAAAAUGAUACACAUAUACAUGGAGUAUUGCGAAGGCGGGGACUUGGCAAAGGUUAUUAAGAAUUUUAGGGCCAGCAAGAGCCGGAUUCCUGAAGAGUUUGUGUGGCAAGUACUUGUGCAGGUGUUGUUGGCGUUGUAUAGAUGUCAUUAUGGAGUUGAUGCAGAGAAAGUGAACUUGUUUAAGACUGCACUGGAGCCAAAGUAUGCGAAUAGUAUUAUACAUAGAGAUAUCAAACCAGACAAUAUAUUUGUUGGCUCGUGUAUCAAGUUGGGGGAUUUUGGGUUGGCAAAGAUGCUUAGUGCUAACGAUUUUGCCAAGACGUAUGUGGGCACGCCAUAUUAUAUGUCGCCCGAGGUGUUGUUGGAUGAUCCGUAUUCGCCAGUGUGUGAUAUUUGGUCGUUGGGGUGUGUGUUGUAUGAGUUGUGUACGUUGGAGCCUCCAUUCAAGGCGAAGAGUCAUUUACAAUUGCAGGCCAAGAUUAAGCGUGGGGUAAUUGAAGAGGUGCCGGAUUUUUAUUCCCUGCAGUUGAGGACCCUUAUUAGGCUGUGUAUAACGGUUGAUCCAGAAGAGCGGCCUACAUGUUUUGAUUUGAUUGAUUCGUUGGCAGUAAGGUUUUUAAGAAAGGAAAUGGAAUUGAAGGAAAUGAACGAGAACCUAGAGGAGUAUAAGAAGCAGUUGUUAAAGAGAAGCAAGGAGUUGAAGGAAACCAGUAAAGAAUUGGAUGAGUAUAAACAAGAGUUGGUACGCAAGAGCGAAGAGUUGAGUAAGAGGGAGAAAUAUUUGGAUGAGGAGUUUGAGUUGAGGAAACAGGCAAUAGAAUUGGAGUCGAAGGAGAUUCGAAUGGAGUAUCAGAGAGAGUUUAAUUUGGUGGUGGAGCAAGAAGUUAAAAGGAGAUUAGAGCAGAGGAAACCACAUGGACCGAGACCACUUGAAGAUGUGAGUCCAAGGAGUCCAUUAAAGGAAAGGAAUAGACCAAGGGUUACUGAUGCAUUGGAAAGGCUUCAUUUAGAAAAGAGGCAUACGCCGGAGUUUGAGUAUAUAAGUAAGUACCGAUAA